AUGACCAACAUACUCCUCGAACAAUACUCAGGAGAGAUUUCCUUAAACAAUACUUUGGAAGGCACAUUCUCAACAUCCGAAAUUCCUCCGAUUCCUCCUUGUUUUAUAGGGUUAGAAGAACAGUGGAUUGAUCUCAAUAAAAACGGAAGAGAUUUCGAAAAGAAAUCUGGUUCAAGACACAUAUUCAUUGUUCAAAAAGAAAAGAUUACUCCCUUAGAACAUCUUGCCAACUUUUUUAGAAGAGCAUUACAAUCGAACGCCGAAGAUCAGGAAGAGGAUCCGGACGACGAAGAUUUUAACUACCAAGAGUCUGAAUCAUGUAUUCUCACCGACGACAAACAUCAUCGGAGGAAUCCGUCGACGAAUAAUUUUAAGCAGAACGCUCUUCGAGUUAUGAAUAAUUUGAGCAAAAGACAAAAAGCUUAUGUAAUCCGUGCUUUAAUUGAUAUUUCUUGUGCAACACCUUCUCAGUUAACUUCACAUAUGUUCCUCCAAGUUAAAGUCAGUGUAGGUCUAAAGUCAUUUAUUUGA
Funneliformis mosseae is the source of this 531-nucleotide messenger RNA. Lineage: Eukaryota; Fungi; Glomeromycota; Glomeromycetes; Glomerales; Glomeraceae. The record is from the annotation of a GenBank genome assembly.